Messenger RNA from Brettanomyces nanus, 1377 nucleotides. RefSeq lists its product as uncharacterized. Gene Ontology annotation, biological process: proton transmembrane transport. The record is from RefSeq and is a predicted model, not a curated record. The transcript has a single exon. Bases 1 to 1377 code for a protein of 458 amino acids. Gene Ontology annotation, molecular function: proton-transporting ATPase activity, rotational mechanism. Gene Ontology annotation, cellular component: vacuolar proton-transporting V-type ATPase, V1 domain; fungal-type vacuole membrane. NCBI's taxonomy places the organism in Eukaryota, Fungi, Ascomycota, Pichiomycetes, Pichiales, Pichiaceae.
AUGACCGUCGAAAUGAAAUUUCCUCAAUUCAAGCUGGAGGGUGAUAUAGUUAAUGAUAUUCUUAUCAAUUCCAGAAAUAGAACUAUUGCCUGGAGUGCAUGCGUCAAAGCCAAUUACUUAAAGGAGGAAGAGGCCAAUUGUCUUAAGAGAGUGUCUGAUUGUGCUGAAGUGAAGGACAGAGUCAACGUGAUAAUGAAGGAUGCUGAUUUGUAUGCAGAAAAGAUGAUUUCGAUAGUUUCUAGGCCCACUCAGGAUGAUAUAGCGCGGUUUGUUCUUGUCAUUAUAGUGGAUACAUUGGUGACACCCGAUAGAGAUUUCUCCAAAUACAUCUUGGGCACUUCGCACGUGAACUCAUCACUUCCUUAUGCACCAUUAACGAAGCUACUUGAGUCAAAAGACGAGUCCAUCCGUCUAUGUGCUUCUUAUGUCUUAACAUUGCUCUUAACUAGUCGGGAUGCUGCUAAAAGUGGCAAAGAAAAGACACUCCUACCUCUAUACAGGUUCAUAGACAAGUCAUUAUUGAAGGACGAGAGCGUAGAUAUGAAUUUUGUUGGUGUACAGUUGUUGAAGGAGCUAUUGCAGAUCAAAAUAUACCGGGAUUUCUACUGGAAGCACCAAAAAGAGCUAUUUCCUUCACUCUUACAAAUUCUCCUGGAGAGAAGGGGUGAACUACAGAUGAAGUAUUAUACAGUAUUUUCAGUGUGGCUUAUUACAUUCAACAAGAGUGCCGUGGUGGACCUGAAUGAACAGUAUCCCAACAUUAUUGAGAUUUUAUAUGCAAUUGGUAAGGAUGCUGUAAAGGAGAAGAUCGUUAGACUGGCCAUAGACUCUCUUAUUAAUCUUUUGAACAUUUCAGAUAAAAGAGAGAAGGAACAGGUCGUGAAACACUAUCUUCUUGCAGAAGGUUUAGAGAUCACCAAGCAGCUUUUGGAAAGAAAAUGGGCAGACGAAGAAUUAAAGGCCGAUUUGAACGAUAUGCUAGAAACUUUAGAUGAUGCCGUUACUACUUUGACGACAUUUGAUGAAUAUGCGAACGAAUUGAAGACAAAAACGUUUGUUUGGUCACCAUCCCAUAAAUCUGAGGAGUUUUGGUACGAGAAUAUCGACAAGUUUAAGGAGAACAACUGGAGAUUGUUGAAAGAGAUGGUUGCAUUAUUAGGUGAAAAAAAGACUGAUGAUGAAAAGAAAUUAUAUCAGAAUCAAGCAAUCGUUUGCUUUGACAUCAGUCAGAUGAUUAAGCAGGCCCCAGAGACCGCGAAAGUGUUGGAAAAGAUAGGAGGGAAAUCCAAGGUGAUGAAUCUUAUGAACUCUCAAAAUCAGAAUGUCAAAUAUGAGGCCCUUAGGACGACACAGCAGUUGGUUGCAAUGACGUUGUGA